Messenger RNA from Cynoglossus semilaevis (tongue sole), 5899 nucleotides. It is a transcript of the gene grk4, whose product is annotated as G protein-coupled receptor kinase 4. Gene Ontology annotation, cellular component: cytoplasm. Gene Ontology annotation, molecular function: ATP binding; G protein-coupled receptor kinase activity. The record is from RefSeq and is a predicted model, not a curated record. Bases 346 to 2064 code for a protein of 572 amino acids. Lineage: Eukaryota; Metazoa; Chordata; Actinopteri; Pleuronectiformes; Cynoglossidae. The transcript has 16 exons. Gene Ontology annotation, biological process: protein phosphorylation; signal transduction; regulation of signal transduction.
GCAAGAGGAGGAGGUGGGAGCUGAAGCAGGAAGGAAGGCAAGCAGGAGAGAGAGGAGAGGGGGAGAAGGGAGGCAGGCUGUGAAUGCUAACGAGCUCCGCUGUAAUCACACACAGCUCCGUGGGUUGUCGUUGAUCAAACCUCUUUACCAUGGAGAGAAACCUCGACUUCCAUCUCUGAAUUUUUGACAAUUAAAACAAAACCAACGACUAUGAGCCGCGUCCUGUGCGCGUGCAGCAGCAGGCUCGCGCCCGUCGGCACGUUUGAUCUAAUUUAAAAAAAAAAGACGUCGUUUUUUUCCUCUGAGUGAAAUGUAUCGAGACUAUUCGGGAUUCACAUCGUGACAAUGGAGAUUGAAAAUAUCGUGGCCAACACGGUUCUCCUGAAGGCGAGGGAAGGUGGAGGAGGGAAGAGAAACGGCCGCAGUAAGAAAUGGAAGGAGAUGCUUAAACUCCCGCACAUCAGCCAGUGUGAGGAGCUUCGCCGCACCGUUGAGAGGGACUACACAAGUCUGUGUGAGAAGCAGCCCAUUGGACGGCUGUUAUUCCGUCAGUACUGUGACACAAGGCCGGAGCUGAAACGCUGCAUCGAGUUUAUGGACGCAGUGGCCAUGUAUCAGCUGGCUCCUGAUGAGAAGAGGAGGGACUGUGGACUGAAUAUUUUAGACACAUACUUUAAUAACGGGUCAGCCGCUCAUCUGCCAGAUAUUCCACAGGACGUGGUCUCCGGCUGCAGAGACAGGCUGGAGCAGAGUCCGUGUAAGGAGCUCUUUGACGACUGCACCAAAAUAGUUCGUGAUUAUCUGAGCGGAGCUCCAUUUUCCUUGUACCAGGAGACCAUGUACUUCUCUCGCUUCCUGCAGUGGAAAUGGUUGGAGAGGCAACCAGUCACAAAAAAUACCUUCAGACAUUACAGAGUUUUGGGAAAAGGUGGAUUUGGCGAGGUUUGUGCCUGCCAAGUACGUGCCACCGGUAAGAUGUACGCCUGUAAAAAGCUGGAAAAGAAGCGUGUGAAGAAAAGAAAAGGUGAAGCAAUGGCACUAAACGAAAAACGCAUUUUAGAAAAAGUUAACAGUAGUUUUGUAGUUAGUCUAGCAUACGCCUAUGAGACCAAGGAUGCGCUGUGCCUGGUGUUGACCAUAAUGAACGGUGGUGACCUAAAGUUUCACAUCUACAACAUGGGCAACUCUGGCUUCGACGAGCAGAGAGCCAUUUUCUACGCUGCUGAGAUCUGCUGUGGCCUUGAGGACCUGCACCGAGAGAGAAUAGUGUACAGGGAUUUGAAACCUGAAAACAUCCUCCUGGAUGAUCGUGGACACAUCCGAAUUUCAGACCUGGGCCUCGCUGUUCAAAUCCCUGAAGGAGAGACGAUACGAGGGAGAGUGGGUACUGUGGGAUACAUGGCUCCUGAGGUGAUCCAGAAUGAGAGCUACACCUUCAGCCCAGACUGGUGGGGGCUGGGCUGCCUGAUCUUCGAGAUGAUCCAGGGCCAGUCACCUUUCCGUAAACGCAAGGAGCGCGUUAAGCGAGAGGAAGUGGACAGGCGAGUGCGAGAGGACCAGGAGGAGUACUCCGACAAGUUCUCAGAGGAGGCUAAGGACAUCUGCAGACAGCUCCUGGCCAAAGACCCUAAGGAGCGUCUUGGUUGUCAGGGUCGCGGCGCGAUAGAAGUAAAGCAACAUCCUAUCUUCAGAAAUAUCAACUUCAAACGGCUGGAGGCCAACAUGCUGGACCCCCCCUUCAGCCCUGAUCCUCGGGCCGUGUACUGUAAAGACGUCCUGGACAUUGAGCAGUUCUCCACUGUCAAAGGCGUGAACCUUGACCCCACAGAUGAUGAUUUCUACCACAAGUUUGUCACUGGCAGUGUCUCCAUCCCGUGGCAGAAUGAGAUGAUUGAAAUGGGCUGCUUUAAAGAAAUCAAUGUCUACGAGACGGACGGGACCCUGUGCUCAGACCUGGACGUGAACCGACCCAACCCUCCACCAAAGAGAGGCUUCUUCUACCGCCUGUUCAGAAGAGAGGCAAGUGCUAGUGCUCCGGCAACUGUUCGAGGGGGUGGGGGCUAAGGUCUGUUUUAGGAGCGGUUACAGUGACGACGAGACCGAAGAGCCCUCACGACUUUAAACCACUCCCCCCACUUGACCACACCACCCACCCACCACCCCACCUCUCAGUCCUUUCCUGUUUUUUUUCUCCUUCUUCCCUCGCCGCUGAAGUCCACCACAAACUCCAACCGAGCGCAAAUCUUAGGAACUCAGUGAAUGUUGACCUGUAUUUAUGAGCUGUAUUAAAAGUGUAUUAUAAUUAAAGAAAAAAGUAUGAGUUUAAAGAUUUUGUACAUUUGUACUUGAAUUUAUGUCUAGAUGUAUAUUUUCACUAAAGGUUGUAUUGUACAAAAGCCAUAAAAGUACCACUUGAAUGCAUACAUGACAUUUUUAUUUUUCUUCUCUGACUUUCUUUGGGGUUGAGUACAGAGAGUGUGUGAGUACAGAGAGUGUGUACUGGGGAGUUCUUUCAGAAGCACAGAAUCAGUCGUCUCUUUGUUUUCAUUUCCUCUGUGUAGCAUUGAGCUUUUUUAUUUUCCUUGAUUGUGCUGUAUGUUUGUGAUUGAUUCGUUAGCACAUUACUUCCUCCUCCUCUUGUUUCUCCUCCUUUCUUCUGCUCCUCCUGCUCCUCAUGAAUCCCACACAGUCGAAGGCUUGGGUAGAUCUGAAUGGACGAAGAUAGAAGUGAACACAGCUGUGUUGAUGCCUCGCUGCUUCAACUCACUCUUCUUUUCCGUUGACUGUCGGCUUUUCUGAACUUCCCUAAAGCCUUGGUCCUACCUAGUUGGUUUAGUCAAAAUUCAUAGCAUAAUGUAUUGUUAAAAAUACAAAGUAUAUUCUAGGGAGGUCAUGACAAUUAUAAAGUCCAUUAAACCCAGUCUUGGACCCUUAUUUGGAGAACCCUUUGAGAUGCAGCCCUGACAGCAGUUGAGUAGUUUAAGCAGUCAACGUCUGUUAUGUUGUUCAUUCACUACGGCCGAACUUCUGGUUUGUUUGUUUUUUUUUAUUUCUAAUCUUCAGCUUCUGUAGUUAAUUCCUGGAUCUUCACCUGCCUUUCUUAGUAACGUACUUUCUGUAUUUUAACAAGUUUAUGACCAAUUUACUGAAGGAGGGCUUCAGAGACAGACGACGGCCAUGAUGACAUUAAAUCAGUCUGUGGCUUCAUUACGGUCACAAACAUGCUGCUUCAGUCAAACAUCACUUGAUUCAGCCGUGGGCACUUAUUGGCUGCUGUGUGUCUGUUGAUCAUACAGUAGACAGUGGUCGUCAGUAGUCCUAAACUCUGCCGUCAUGUGACUUGGUGAUUGUUUCUCAGUCGUAAUAGUGUCCAUUAGAAUCACAGAGACCAGACAGCUGUGGUGUCAGUGGGUGGAGGAGGUCAUUGAGGUCCAGAACCAUGUGCACUGACUCAUCCGAGGACAGGACGCAGAGAAAAAUCUUCUAUUUUUAACAGAAAAACAACAUUGAUUGUAUGUGGACAGAAUGGUCUUGAUGUUUGCCUUUAAGCUCUUGACAUGCUCAGUAUAGCAUUACAAAUGCUGUGCAACGUGAACCGCUGUGCAACUCAUUGAAAAAGAGCAGGAUAUUUGGCUAAUGUUUAUGAGUGGAGAUGCUUUGUGCAGUUCAUGUCUUCAUACUGUCUUCUGUUUAUUCUACCACUGGACAAACAAUCAAAUUUUGAUUGGAUCUCUGUUUAGAUGUUCCACCUCCCAGCCUACAAACAUAGCUGUGAUUGGCUUUCGUCUACAUUUGUUCCUCCACUAAGUGCUGAUUAGACCUGAUCAUGUUGCACAGCACUUGUAAUGACAUUUAGAGCUGCAUUAGAGGGAAAAGCUUAACUGAAUCACGGUCCCAUUUUUCUAUAAACACAUUAGAACAAAAUUGUCAAUGUUGGACACCUCACCUCCCCCCUCCCCCCGACAGAGCUUGGUGAAACUGCAGAGUAUGAAAUAAACACCCUGACUUUGGCUUUAACAACUAGUUGCUUGCCAUAUCACUGGGACAUCCUGAGUCCUUGUAGUUUGAAUCCAGUUGUGACUCCUGCUGUUCCUGCUAAAGUAGCAGCUGAUAAUUACUUUUCAGAAUGGUAUAACGGUCUUGCUGAAUGUCUGUACACCAGGUGGAACACUCCCCAAUUUUCUACAACACUUAUUUUUGCUGCUUUACUGUAACAAUUUCAGUUUCCAUCGAUUCUUUAAACCUUUUUUCCCCUUUUAAGACAAUUGCUCUUUUCUCCCCUCCACCUGUUUUAAUGCUGUGAAUAUCCAAUCAGGAAAGUUAGCUUUGUGUGUGUGUGUGUGUGUGUGUAUUACACUGUAUGCAGUUUUUGGUCAGUCUAAUGCAUUAAAUUAAAUUAGCUUUGCCUUGUGCAGUAGGAGAUUUUGUUAAGCAAAGAAUUACUUCAGUGUAAGCCUUUUUUUCUCCACCAAAAUUUAUGUGCAUUCUCUGUGAAAACAUUACAAACAUUAAGGGCCUUGAAUGAGACUUGGUUUUUUUUAGUGCAUUCAAAAUGGUACGUAUACAGUUCCUGUCACAUUUACCCAUUAGAAGAGUCUGCAGUCCCCUGUUACACACUCCAUUAACGAAAUCAGGAAUCGAACGCAUGCAUCAAGCUGUUGCUGGCUUUGGUUACUUGACUUUCUGAGUGUCUUUAUAUUAUGAUUAUUAUUAUUGUUAUUAUUUUGUUGCUCUCAGGCACAUUUUGAAGCUAAUUUCUCUUGACAGUGUAGAUUCUAGCCUUUUUAGCUCUUUUAGCCUCAAAAUCCUUGUAAAUGAUGUAUUUCUAACAUGUAACCAAGCUGUAGUUCACAUGACUCACUCACAUGGGAAAACAGCGUGUUUUUAUCCCAUUCCUCUGUAACUUUAUGUUAUACCAUCCACAUAUUGUGGUAAUAAAGAGUUUACACACUUCUGUUGAAAGGCUGGGUUUUUAGUGGGAAAACUUCUGAAAUGAAAGAGUUAAGCUUUCUUAGUUUUGAACCGUGGUGUGUAAACUGUUUUAAUAUCCACCUGUGAAUCAGUUCACACAAUCAUCAAGUUCACUUCUCUUUAGUUCCAUUGCACUAUGGUGUGUUUUGACAAUGACCCUUCAGUCUUUGACAGUGUCUUCUAAAUUCUAUUUGCCAACAUUUCCCAAGACAACAUUUGAAUAAUUUCCACAUGCUUUUAACCAAGGACUUCACUAAAGAAAGACUGUCAGCCUUUAUUUUCUGUGCGAAUUUCCCAGUUUUAUUUCCCAACAUCCCAUAAUUCUUCAACCUCUGAACCUUUCCGUCCACUCUGAGAGAAAUUCCUUCUUAUUGAGGAACUUUGAACAGUUUUGAAUGUCCGCACUAAGUGCAUUUUAAUGCCUGUUUAAAAAAAAAAGAAAAUAUACAUAUGUUUUAUUACUCACGCAUGUAUUGGUUUGUAAUACUUCAGGUUCCUUAUAUAUGUAAAUGAUGAUCUUCUAGUGCCAACCUAUCUCACUGUUAUCUGAGAACAACCUUAAAAAUGGCAUGAUGACCAGUUGAUGUGGCUCAGUUUGAACACACACAACAGUCGUCUCCUCCUCAGGUAGUUCCCAGGUUUGUUUGGAAUAAGUGCCAAUACAACCCUGGAGCUUUUCCUGACUUCUAUCCAGAGGUAUCAGUCAGGUGAGACAUUUUCAACCAGAGGGAGGAGGAGUGGAUUGUUGGUAUUCAAACUUAGCCUUGGAUUCUUGAUUUCUCUCUUUUUUCUUUUUUGUAUCUGUACAGUCAUGUCGUUCAACCACUGCAGUCAUUGUUAAUUCUUGUACAAGUUGUAUCACUGGUUGUUGUACCAUAUCUGACAUUUGUAAUUAUGAAAUAAUACACUGCCAUUUGUAUAAAAAAAA